Molecule: messenger RNA, 852 nt
Organism: Babjeviella inositovora NRRL Y-12698
Lineage: Eukaryota; Fungi; Ascomycota; Pichiomycetes; Serinales
Product: exosome non-catalytic core subunit
Exons: 1
Coding region: 1-852 (283 amino acids)
Biological process (GO): RNA processing
Cellular component (GO): cytoplasm; nuclear exosome (RNase complex)
Molecular function (GO): RNA binding
Source: RefSeq, a predicted model, not a curated record
AUGUCUGCCAUCCCUGAAUUUGCUUUUCCAGGGCAGCCGCUCGUGCCUACCUACGAGCUUGUGAGCACCAAGCAGGUCAAACGCUUCCAGGCUGGAAAGGGUACCAAGCUUGUGAAGCUUGAAAUCACUAAAGGCCACAGACUAGUCGAGGUCCCAACUAUCGUCGCUACCAUUCUCGGGAAAGUUGUCGUUGUAGAGCGUGAGGCCCCAGAGACAGAGGAAGCGGACAAUGAUGCUUUGAACGUCAAGACAUAUGUCGUUUCCGUGUUGCCAAAGGGCCAAUCGGUCGAGACCGUGGACCUCUCCGCAGGCCUAGACGAUGCGAUUGUUUCAAGUAACCUUCCGCAAGAAGGAGACAUUAUUCUCUGCCGUGUGACCAAAUUGACGCUCAGACAAGCCUUUGUGGAGAUUUUGGCAGUAGAGGCGCGCGGGGUUGUAUCCAAGGACGGCGGUGUCGGCCACAACGGCUCCGGCGAGGUGGCGUCUGGCGGCGGUUCCGGCGCGCUCACCUCUUCACUGGCCACAGCAAACACUGCGCCGACGCAUGCAAUUGCGUCGGACUUGGGCGAGACCUUCAAGGGGUUGAUCCGGUCCCAGGACGUCAGAUCCACCAACAGAGACGCGGUCAAGAUGAUCGAGAGUUUCAGACCAGGUGACAUUGUGCGGGCGUUGAUUAUUUCGUUAGGUGACGGCUCCAACUACUAUCUCUCGACUGCCAGAAACGACUUGGGGGUUGUGUUUGCCAAGGCCCAUAGCGGUGCCGGUGGCUUGAUGUAUGCCGUUGACUGGCAAACCAUGGUCUGUGCCCAGACCGGCGAGACUGAGUUGCGCAAGUGUGCGAAGCCGUUUUAG